Ilex paraguariensis (yerba mate) is the source of this 784-nucleotide messenger RNA. The record is from the annotation of a GenBank genome assembly. NCBI's taxonomy places the organism in Eukaryota, Viridiplantae, Streptophyta, Magnoliopsida, Aquifoliales, Aquifoliaceae.
UUAGUUGUCCUUUUCACCACAAAAGUUGAUCAACUUAGUAUACUCUCUCUCUCUCUCAAAUGGCAGAAGAAGCAAAGCCUAAAUGGGAAGGCAAAGCCACUGCAAAGCUCAAAGGCCUAGCAGCAUCACAAGUAUGGCCUCUCCUAGAGGAUUUUUGCAGCUUUAACAAAUGGAUUCCCACCAUUGAUACAUGUUACCAAGUUGAGGGAGUCAAUGGACAACCUGGACUUUUUCGGUACUGCGCCGCCACAAUAUCGUCAUCAUCGGAUGGCAGUGAGAAGUCCAUAAAGUGGUGUCACGAGAAAUUACUCGAAAUCGACCCGAUCCAACGUUGUCUAAGCUAUGAAGUGUUGGAUAAUAAUUUGGGAUUCAAGUCAUCUGUAUCAAAAAUGGAAGUAUUGCCAACCGAUGGUGAUGAGCAGCACGGGUGUGAGAUCGAAUGGUCAUUUGUCGCUGAUCCAGUCGAAGGAUUGACUUUUGAAGGUUUGUUGGCUUAUUUUGACUCUUCCCUUCAAGGCGUGGCAGAGAAUAUGGAGAAAGCAUUACUAUCCACUUGAAUCGUAUAUGUACCCAUUAUUAGCAAUUGCUAAUGGACUAUGUUCAUUUGUGUUUUAUUUCGAGUUGAUAUGGUUUAGAAAUCUUCUGCUGUUACUGUUCUUGGACUUGUAGGAGUAAGUGGACUCCCUCCACUUGUUAAUGUUCAAUGUUUGGUGUUAGUGUCAUCAUAUGAUGUUUUGGAAUCUUGUCGUGUUUAUAUUAUCUAGUCCAAAUAUGAGUAACUUUU